This is a messenger RNA of Populus trichocarpa (black cottonwood), 1921 nucleotides long. RefSeq lists its product as uncharacterized. The transcript is spliced from 7 exons. The record is from RefSeq and is a predicted model, not a curated record. The coding region runs from base 1217 to 1687 and encodes 156 amino acids. Lineage: Eukaryota; Viridiplantae; Streptophyta; Magnoliopsida; Malpighiales; Salicaceae.
AGGAAAGGUGCAAGUCAAAAAAAGUCUAGUUGCUUCGAAUGGCUGCCACCUCUCUCUCUCUCUUUUUUUUUGUUGAAAAUUUUACCUUUUGAAUAUCAACUUCUCUCUCUCGUCUCUCUCAGGUGUGAUCGAAGUUUAAGAGGAUGCAUGGGUUACCUCCUAAUAUUUGCAAAUCUAACUGGCGGAGAUAUCACAAUUAAUGCUUCCGAGAAGAACGAAUACAGAUGACUUGCAUUUUCCAAAUCCUUAAAUAUAUGGAUUCCCAACUAAGUCAGACUUAACUGCAUCACAAGUACAGAUGUCAAAACAAAGUUCGGUUUCGCUCUUCACAAGGCCAUCAUCGUGCGAAAGCAGCAUCCUUCGCGUGGUAUCGCACGAUCAAAGAUAAGACACAAUACUAUUGUCUUCUUUUUUCUUUUUUUUUAAUGCCAACCAUUAUAGCGAGGGGCCCAGAGGAAAAGAGUGGGCAACUUGCUUUCGAUUAUCCACGGACCGACCUCCGUUUCCUUCACAGGUUUAUUUAUAUAUUUUGCGAUCUAAAUAAACACUUAGAUCGCGAAGUUAUCACCAUCACCGUAGCAAAACUCUCAUGCAUGUGCAGGUUGAUCAUGAAGAGCUGCAUUUAUACAAAAUUAGUUGGCGAGAGGACUUCUCUCGGAGCAACUCGAAGAAAACUUCCGCAGAAACGAGAAAAUAAUGACAGGAAAUUAAGCAGGAGCGUCAGAAGGAUAAGAGCUGACAUGGUUGAGAUCAGCGAGGGACAAAAACGCAUAAGAGAGGGACAGAAGGAAAUCAGGAAAAGAUUUCAAGAAAUAAGCGAAGAGGCUGCCAAACUGAGAGAGGAAACUAACGUAAUCUCCAAGCAGAGCUCUGAAAAUCAACUCAGGCUUGAUCUAAUGUUUCAAAUAGUCAAAGCAAGAGCAGAGAAUGAUCAUGCCAAAGACGCCUUGCUCACUCAAACCUUACGUCAAAAGCCGAAACAAGACGUAUAGUGGUCGUGUUCAACGGUAAAGCCAAAAAGGGAAACUUGACUACAGAAGUAUCUAUCUGGCUCCUUUCGCUCCCUAGCAAUCGCGCAGGAUAACGAAGGUUUCGCGCGAUUUGCAGACAUCAGUACCUUUAUAAAAAUUUUCAGAUUCUCGAAAAUGAUAUUUCUUUCACAAGACUUGUUCUUUACUGCUACAAAUCUCCCUGUUUCUUAAUCAACUGAUCGUCGAUGGACCGUACAACUUUGUCUGCGAACUUGAAGGAUGCUAAUAAUCAGAAAGUGAAAAAGAGAAAAAACAGAGAGUGUACGAAAUAUGCAAAGAAAACGAAGAUGAUUCAGCAUUCCUUACGUGCUAUUGGUGAGGAAAUUGAGGAGAACGAGGAGGAAAAUGGUUCCAUUCUUCAGAUGCUGCAACGAAAGCAGCUUGAGAUCAAACAGCAGGAAGCUGACUUCUGUGAUUCGCAGAACAAAAUAAUCACUGCACAUGAAAACUGUGUAGGUGCGUUGUUGCAAGAGCUAUUAGUCCAAUACCUCAUGGCGGGAUCUAACCAGCUAGAAAUUGCACAAUGUGUUAUGUUUUCUCCAAAUGCCAAUUCGGAUGAUAGGAUUCCAUCCGAGGAUGGCAUCGUUGAAUUGAAACAUCGUUCUAAGAUGUCGGUUAAGCAGAUUGAAGUUUUAUGCAAAAUCUUGACAGGAUGACAAGCUUGAAAGGAGAUUCGCAGAGGAUCUGGAAUCAAGAUGUCGGUUGCGUGCUGCCCGGAUCGAUGCUAUUUUUCAUGUCUUUCCCCUGAUUCCAUCUGGAUUCAUACCAUUUGAUGAAACAUAACAUCCCAAAUAAUGAAUUUUCCAUUCUGGUUCUGAAUCUUGUCGCUCUGUGGAAGACAGAAUGCUUUUAAACUUCGAGUGCAUUUACAUCUGCGUAACUUAUUAUUA